This is a messenger RNA of Aspergillus welwitschiae, 758 nucleotides long. Its product is annotated as type 1 glutamine amidotransferase. The coding region runs from base 60 to 758 and encodes 232 amino acids. Gene Ontology annotation, cellular component: cytosol; nucleus. The record is from RefSeq and is a predicted model, not a curated record. NCBI's taxonomy places the organism in Eukaryota, Fungi, Ascomycota, Eurotiomycetes, Eurotiales, Aspergillaceae. The transcript has 4 exons.
AGCCUGUGAAAAUCUUUGACACAUCUCAGUAAUGAACCUCAGUCUUCAUUGACAGGACCAUGACCACUAAGUCUCAGUUGAAAACCGCCGUGCUUGUCAACAACCCCCCAGGAAAUGACUUCUGGCAUGAUGUGAAGAAGUCUUUCCGAGACGUUUUCAGCCUCGUAGCCCCAGAGGCUGAGGUCACAUUCUACGACCCCCAUUUCGACUUGAUUGUCCUCAGCGGGGGCAAGGCCGACGCUUCCUCGUCGGAACCAUGGGUUCUCGGCGUCCUUGACUUUAUUCGCAAGAUAGCCGACGGCACCUCAAAGACAAAACUCUUAGGAAUCUGUUGGGGCCAUCAAGCAAUUGCACGAGCACUAGGUGGCGAGGUUCGACCGGUGCCAACAGGCCCAAUCGCCGCGAUUCAAGAUAUCCAGUUAACCGAUUUUGGCAGAGAUUUCUUUGCAUUUGCUGCUGAAGAAGGCUAUUACAGAGCUCCAGAAUUCCAUGUUCGCGAAGUGGCGAAACCAGCUCCCGGGUUCGUUCAAUUAGCAGAGAACCGCGAAUGCUUUUUGAACGUGGCAGGCACGAUUUUGACCUUCCAAGCCCAUCCUGAAAUCAACAGCGAUCUUGCUAGGAGAAUGCUUCUGGAUGAAGACGAUACCUACAACGGAAAUUCUACCAAGGAGCAACUGGACGAACAAGUUCGGAGGUUAGCGCAGGCUACAGAUGGAAUCGAACUUGUUAAGCGAGUUAUUCAAUGGGUUAGGGAAUAG